AUGAGAAACCGCCAUGGUACCAAUGAUCUUGAUCCUGCUCCAAAUAAACCUAAGAAAUCCGAAUACUCCGAUGUCCUACAGUCAUACAUCAUCUACAACCCACGAGAAGGGCUUCGUCCCAACAUGGCGGCCCGUUCCCGACACGCCUCAGGACCGAAUCCUUUGCCAACUUUGCUGGAGAUAAUCCUCCAUCGGUCCUGUUCAUACUGGGAUAUUGCACGCUGA
Molecule: messenger RNA, 225 nt
Organism: Penicillium cosmopolitanum
Lineage: Eukaryota; Fungi; Ascomycota; Eurotiomycetes; Eurotiales; Aspergillaceae
Exons: 1
Coding region: 1-225 (74 amino acids)
Source: RefSeq, a predicted model, not a curated record